Messenger RNA from Rotaria sordida, 717 nucleotides. The record is from the annotation of a GenBank genome assembly. NCBI's taxonomy places the organism in Eukaryota, Metazoa, Rotifera, Eurotatoria, Philodinida, Philodinidae.
AUGCUACUGUAUUUAAAUGGUGAACGAAUAGGUGAAGUACUUGUUGAACAAUUUGUUGCUUGUCGAAUGAUGAAAGAUAAAACAUGUAGAAUUCCAUGUUAUCAAGAAGAAGAUGAUUAUCAUUUAACUGUUGUGAAAAUUUUUCUUGCCAAAUAUUUAGAAUCAAAAGAUGAUUCACCAAUUUUAUAUAAACUUAAUCCAAUUAUGUGGCAUGGAAAUGGUCCACCACGAGAUCGAACAAAUCAAACAAUUCAAUUUGAACAUAUUUAUUUGUCAGUAUUUAUAUCAAUAUCAAUAUGUAGUGGAAUUGGAUUGUUUAUAUCAUGUACUUUUCUUGCUUUUAAUAUUCAUUUUCGAUCACAUAGAUAUAUUCGUAUGUCAAGUCCAACAUUAAAUAAUAUUAUUUUAGGCUGUUAAAAUGGAAUAACAACACAAUUUGAUAGUUUAUCAACAGCAACAGAUGAUAGUGAUAGUUAUCGAACAGUAUCAAAAUUUCCUAAAACUCGACCAACAGAACUUAGUUCUAAACAAGGUCAAAAUGGACAAGAAAUUUCUCUUGUUGCUAAUCAUAUGAAAACCUUAGCAUCACCUAAAUUAACUAAUGAAUUAAUAGCAAUAAAAAUGAAAUGCACAGCAACAGCUUCACCUGAAUUCUUUCAUUUAGCAAAUUUGAUUGGUCGAAAAUUAUUAGAAAUUGCUGGUUUGAAAUUACUUUAG